GCUCAGUUUCUUUUUUGUAAUAAAAAAUAAAUCAGAGUGUGUUUCUUCUUCUUCUUCCACUGUACAAAUCGUCGUUUUGCUGAUUUCCAUCUGUCUCCUUUCUUUCCCCUUUCUCGUAACUUGUCGAUAUUUUGCUCUAAUGUACACUCUUCUUCUCUGCUUUUCCUAAAGAGAUUCUUCUUCUUCUUCUUCCUCCUCCUCCUCACGAGCUCCAAAGUUUCAGAAAAAAACUGACAAUCUUUUUUUUCUUUUACAGAAUCGUAAUUCAAAGAAAGUCUUUUAUCUUAAGCUGUGAGCUCAGAUUCUGUCAAGAUAUUCUUUCACCAGAGAAUGAUAGUUCUUAAGCUUGAGCUUCAGAUUCUGUCAAGAUAUUCUUUCACCAGAGAAUGAUUGUUCUUCUCCGGUGAAGUUAUUGGAAUGCGAAACGUUUAUCUGUGUGGUGUUUCCUUCUCUCUGAGCUUUUGUGUCGGUCGUUAGGGCUUGGUGGUAAUGACGGGUGAGUUACAGGAGACGGUGGCGCCGUGUGGGGCCAUAACUGAGAAACGGCCAAGCCGACUCAGCGGUUGCGUCGGCGUAUUCUUCCAGCUCUUCGAUUGGAACCGACGCUUCUCCAAAAAGAAGCUCUUUUCUCGCAAAUCUCUUCUUCCUGGGAAACAAGCUUCUAAGAGGUUUGGUGGGAAUGAUAAACUGCUCAAAUCUAAGCUUAACCUGAUUGAUGAUGAGAAGAGAGAAAGUUUCCCGAACCGAGGUGAAGUUGUGGACUUUAAAAGGCAUGAGAUGAGACCUCCUAGUUUGGUAGCACGUUUGAUGGGACUUGAAUCAAUACCUUCUAAUCACAAGAAGAAGAAGAAGUCAUCACAUUUGAUGAAUCAGGACAAGGAUAAAUGCCUUUUGUCUGAGGAGGAGGAAGAAGAAGAAGAAGAAGAAGAAGAAGAUAGUGGUUUGGAUAAGUCUAGGCCACAGAAGAUGCAGAGAACAAUAAGAGGUGUGUGUGACAGGCGUGUUAUGGUGAAGAAGUUUGGAUCAGACGCCAUGCAGAUCAAGAACGUUUUGACCCGAGUAAGGAAACAUCAUCACCAGCAUCAGAAUCUGGCUUCUCCUGUUAAAAGCCCGAGGCUUCAGAGGCGUAACUCUAGGUUGAUCAACGCUGCUGCUAGGAUUCUGGAACCGGGGAAGAGAAAUUCGAAAUACAACGCUAUUGCUUAUCCAAGUUCUUCCAGGACUAUAAGGUGUGGAAACGUUGGGAAAGAGACUGCUGUUUCACCUGAUUAUAACACUAGUGUUGCUUCUUGUAAAGCCUGUGGUAGCUUUGUUGAUGUUCAUGGUUCUAGUUCUGUACCUGAAGAGAGUGGAAAGAGCAUGGUUUGUGUUUCUGAAUCAACUCCCUUCGAGAGGAGUAAAAGAAGUGUGCAUUGGAGAAAUCAAGAACCAUCUAUGCCUGUUUCUGGUAAAGGCAGAGGCUGUAUAGAUCAAAUGGAGAGGAAGGCUCUUCACCGUGCUCGGUUUCCUCCUGUCCCUGAAUCUUACACCUUACAGAGAAGCAGAGGUUCGUCUUCACCUGCAAAUGCCAUCAACUAUAAAGAGAAGGACUUUAUUGCCAUGAAUAGAGGUUCAGCUAGCAGAGCUAAAUUUGAAAACUCUGGUUUGAAUCUGCAGAGAAGGUCUCACACUAGAAUUGAGGAGUCUUGUAAUAGAUCAGGUCUGAACACUUGUGCACGGAAGAGAAGGCUAGCUUGUGAAACCGCGUUUUCUCCAUUGAAACUUGGUUCCCCUCAAAGAGAUUAUAGCCAAUGCUGCAGAGAAACUAAAGAGAGAAAAAGACCGCCACGUGUUCCAAAUCAGAUGGGUCAGAAAAGAAUACAAGUUGAUGCCGGUACUGUGGGUUUGAUUCAGCAGAAGUUGGAAGAAAUCACUUCUCAAGAAGAAGAUGCAUUGCCCAGUAAACCGGCCUCUUUGAUCCUCCAUGAGUUGCUUUCUUCACUAGCACGCGAGCAGACUUACUCCAGGGAUGUUGAUAAUCGGAAGAAAGGCAAAACAGAGAUGUGGAGUUCCAUUGGAAAUGCAAACAGUGACUACACAAGCCCUGGUUCUGUACUGGAUGCAUCUUUCUCUAACGAGAGUUGCUUUUCCAAUAGCUUUGACAAUAUCUCAGUUCCAGGACAGAUGAGGCUGCCUCUAGAGCCAGUAGAGCCCGAUUGGGACGUUCUUGAAGACUCCGCGACUUUGUUCAAGAACUCAACAAGUGGUGGUAAUUAUGAAGCAAUCACCAGUCUGGUCAGCCAUGUUUCUAACGUCCUACGAAGUUUAAGCAACACAGGUCUCAUAUUAACGCGGCAGAGAUCCACCAACGCAAGAGAAGUCAUAAUCCAAACCGAGCUAUUGGUUGGUACCACUACCGCGCAAGGCAGCUACCUCAUCGGACCAGAGCUCUUCGACGAACUUAUGAUUUACGCAGCUCGUUCCGAUAAUCUGCUUAAUCUCCCUGGAAUAACCGGAGGGUUUCUUGUGGAUGCAAUGAUCGAACACUUGGAAGAAAGAAACAUUUCCUGCGGAUUAAAGCCCUCGAGUGCUGAAGCAUCCGAGUUGAUUCAAGAUGUUCUUGGGGAAGUUCCAAAGUGGACAGCAUUGGCACGGGUUGAGAUGGACAAAGUUGUCAGUAUUGAGAUGGAGAAAUGGAUGGAUCUUGAAACCCAUUUGUUUGGAGUUGGAUCAGAGAUUGCUUAUGAGAUCGUUAUGUGUCUGGUUGGAGAGUUAGCUAUGGAUCUACUUUAGUAUUUGUGUAAUUCACACUAUUAAACCAUUUGAAUCAUAUGAUCAAUGCUUAUUGUUAGAAUA
Brassica oleracea var. oleracea is the source of this 2835-nucleotide messenger RNA. RefSeq lists its product as uncharacterized. NCBI's taxonomy places the organism in Eukaryota, Viridiplantae, Streptophyta, Magnoliopsida, Brassicales, Brassicaceae. The transcript is spliced from 5 exons. The record is from RefSeq and is a predicted model, not a curated record. The coding region runs from base 490 to 2772 and encodes 760 amino acids.